AGAGUAGUGGAUUUCUCUGAUGGUUAAUUGGUAUUAUCCUAUAUCCGCUCGGUGUGUGGUAUACGUAGCCCCCACGUCUGCGCUGAUGGGGGACUUAGUAUCUAUGAAGCGCCUAGGGAGGCAAUCGUAUCUUGACCACGCCCUGUGAGUCAACAUCCACCCUAUAAACCCCGGGUCACCUCGCUCUCCCGAAUCUCCUCUCAAUUCCAUUCAAAUCUUCAACCAUGGCCACCCAUAAGGAAUGGCACCGCACCAUCGCGGGGACAUCCUACCUCAUCUCAACUUCGCCCUCCGCCCUAUCCCACUCCUUCAUCCAAACCGCAUUUGACACCGACCUCAUGCACUGGGCCAAGUCCAUUUCACCCUCAGCUCUUCAGACUAUGCUUGAUCACUCUUUCAAUUUUGGGCUUUACGCGCAAAAUGCGCAGAUCGGAUAUGCCCGUUUGAUCACCGAUCACGUGACCCUCGCAUAUAUCACCGACGUCUACGUGGAUCCAGCACACCAAGGGAAGGGGCUAGGGACAUGGUUGGUGCAGUGUAUAAAGGAGUCAAUUGAAAGAAUACCAGAGUUGAGGAGGUGUUUGUUGCUGACAGGAGGAGGCAAUCACGGGGCACAGGGGCUGUACGAGAAGGUGAUGGGAAUGAAGGUGAUAGACCCAAAGGACGACGGGAUGCGAGCGAUGCAGGGGACAAAGGUGGACCUGUUGGGUGUUGAUGGCGGGAAGCGCUAAGGGGAGACGGGGAUGUCAGGCUUUGGAAAUUCCCAAUACGAUGUAAAGAUCAGCGCAGUGGAUAUUACAACACCUUUUUGGCUGAGUAGAGAUAUGCUGGCUAGGGCACUCCCUACAGUGGUGUCGAGAGUACAGGAGCGGAACCGGAGCAAUAGUAUAUCCAUCCGUGUGCCAGGUUUGUGGCCUUGUACUGUACCUUGUGAAACU
Messenger RNA from Mytilinidion resinicola, 938 nucleotides. RefSeq lists its product as uncharacterized. Gene Ontology annotation, molecular function: acyltransferase activity, transferring groups other than amino-acyl groups. The record is from RefSeq and is a predicted model, not a curated record. Bases 225 to 731 code for a protein of 168 amino acids. NCBI's taxonomy places the organism in Eukaryota, Fungi, Ascomycota, Dothideomycetes, Mytilinidiales, Mytilinidiaceae. The transcript has a single exon.